AUGUUCCGAUACCAAGUCCGACUCGUUCAACGCAUCUAUCGCUCACUUCGAGCUACCCUUCGCUUCGACUAUAGUUCUACCGAGCCCACCUGGUCCGUAUGGUCGAAGAUCCCAAUGGACGCCGUCUUUCAAGUAAGCAGAGCAACCAACAAAGUCGAUUCUUAUCAAGAAAUACCGAACACACGUUACAAGCAUCAAACGGCAAGAGUGGCAGGUCUUGUGCUCCCUCGGCGAUUGAGGACGAGAUGUGCUUUGGAACUGCGGCGGGACGAAAUCGUGACCGAUGCGACCACUAAGAUCGGAACACAAGGAGGACGCAGAUUGGCUCCAGGACCUGCCAUUUAGCGUGACUUGACUUCACGCUACCAACGAACUUUGUAUCGAAGCUCGCAAGAAGAAGGAUGGGCAUGAGUCAUGCUCGGCGGACCAUAUGACAACAUCUUAUGACCUCGGCUUGAUCAGUAUCGGCAUCGGUAUCGAUCGCCAUCCUUCCCUGCACUUCUUCCAUGGGCAUCCUCGGUAUCUUGAUAUUCCAUCGAUCUUCAACUUAGGACUUAUUCCACCAUUCAGGAUGUGCUCUGACGGAUACGAGCGCAACACAACGGUCCUCAAGAAGGGUGGCUCGAGACUCGUUGGCAGCUCCGAUUGGCCUCGCCGAAUCCGCGAUCUCAGUUGA
This is a messenger RNA of Microbotryum saponariae, 676 nucleotides long. Lineage: Eukaryota; Fungi; Basidiomycota; Microbotryomycetes; Microbotryales; Microbotryaceae. The record is from the annotation of a GenBank genome assembly.